Molecule: messenger RNA, 1530 nt
Organism: Actinia tenebrosa (Australian red waratah sea anemone)
Lineage: Eukaryota; Metazoa; Cnidaria; Anthozoa; Actiniaria; Actiniidae
Product: octopamine receptor beta-2R-like
Biological process (GO): G protein-coupled receptor signaling pathway
Cellular component (GO): membrane
Molecular function (GO): G protein-coupled receptor activity
Source: RefSeq, a predicted model, not a curated record
UUUCCGCUUACAAUAGCUUCUCGUAGCCAAUCGUAACAGUCAAUUUCUCAGCAUAAAUAAAACUUUCUAACAUCCGUUGGCCACUUUUUAUGAGGAUGAAAUCUUGCUUAAAGUAAUCAUUUGAUUUAAAAUCUUGAAGAAGUCUCGACAAUUCCAAGCGACGUACAAUCAAUCAGUGAUCCAAGGCCCUCAGUUGUACAGUGGAAUAUGAAUAACACGUCUAGCUACAACAAGGUGCAAGAGCCGUUGAAACCCCGUUCAAGCGUAGAACUCAUUACAUUGUCACUGUCCCUAGCCCUGAUCAUCGCAUUAAGUGUCUUUGGAAACUUAUUAUUGAUUCUCUCAAUUUUCAAAAACGAACGCCUUCGAGCCAGCUUUGCCAACAAACUCAUCCUAAGCUUGGCCAUUGCAGAUUUUUUAACCGCCUCAUUUCCCAUGAGCUAUCAGCUGGCUACCGUCGUUAAUGUCAACAUCAUCAGCAAUGGUGGAGUUGUUUGUACCAUAGGGGGACUUGCAACCUAUUCUUUCUUCUUUACUUCGACUUUUACAAUGAUAAUGCUGUGUAUCGAUCGUUUUGUUGCCCUUGGAUAUCCGUUGCAUUACAAUCUUCGCAUCACUUCUAGAGUGAAGAUCUUCAUGAUCGCCUACCCUUGGGUUCAUGGGUCACUUUUUGCAAUACUUUGUGGUUCACUUCUUGACAUUAACUUUGACCCGAAAGGAUUGGACUGCGGAUUGGGUUGGCAUAAACGUCCUAUGGCUUUCACCCUGUCUGUCUUGAUGAUUCAUGUUGGAAUGCCGUUUGUUUUGUUGCUUGUUCUCAAUACUCGUACUCUGUUUUUGGUCCGUGCUCAAAACAGACAGAUUCUUCAUUACGAUAAGAAAGGAAUGACAGACAAGUCUGGUGUAAUUAACAUCAGGGCAAAGGAUGCCUACAGAAAGAGAGCAAAAAUUGAAUUUAAACUAGCCAAAGUUUCCAUCACAAUCGUCUUUGUCUUCCUCGUAUGUUGGACCCCGUAUGUAGUCACCAGGUCACUCGUCUUUAUGGGACUCAAGCUCUCCACAGGAAUUCUGUCAGCUGGAGCCUGGGUCGUGCAUGCGUCGUCGUUUGCAAAUCCUCUUAUUUACUCGUCCUUGAGAGUAGAUUUACGUCAAGCGAUGCGUAAUGUUUUUCUAAGGCACAAAGUGAGACAAUCAAAUGCGUCUGUUAUUGAACUUGAAAACUUUACUGCGAAGCGUGCAGGCGAACAAUUAUCGGCCUCUUUUGAUUCCGCACAUAAAAGAUCGCCUCAUGCAACAAAACUAAUGUUAGGUUUAGACAACUGAAUUGGGAAACAAAUAUAAGCUAAAUUCCAGUUUGAUCCUGUGAUUAGCCGAAGGUGUGGAAUGGGUUCAACACUGACGAUUGGCCCAAGAAUUAAUAUUCAACUGAACGCUAAAAAUUAAAGGUUUUUGAAGGUUGAAGGAACGAAAUUACUAGGUACUAUGAAGGCCUUCAUAUUUGAAACUUGGACUUUUUUAUUAUUAUUAGAU